This is a messenger RNA of Penicillium malachiteum, 1785 nucleotides long. RefSeq names its product ankyrin repeat domain-containing protein. The coding region runs from base 1 to 1785 and encodes 594 amino acids. The record is from RefSeq and is a predicted model, not a curated record. Gene Ontology annotation, molecular function: protein binding. The transcript has a single exon. NCBI's taxonomy places the organism in Eukaryota, Fungi, Ascomycota, Eurotiomycetes, Eurotiales, Aspergillaceae. Gene Ontology annotation, cellular component: nucleus; cytoplasm.
AUGGCAUAUGCCCACUUCCAUCGUCCACAUUAUCGUUCGAACCCAUUACCCGUGUUCCACGACUUAGAUGGAUCACCUAUAUAUGAGUACUCCGACCAGGGUCUGCUUUGCACAAUAAUUAGACGAAAUGAACUGACGGCUUUGAACUCGUACAACGAGUGCGCCCACACCAGAGUCUUCUGUAAAGCAUACGAGUUUGAUGACAGCAACCCGUUCCACAUUGCUAUUCAGAGUGACAGCUUUGAUGUCCUGCGUGAGCUUUUUCGGAUCUAUCUUUCCGAUUCAGAGCUCAUAGAGACCCUAGAGGACUACCUCAAACGCUUCCACUCUCCCGUUAUAGAGGCUUGUGCGACUGCUAACCGAGAAAUGGUAUUGUGGUUAAUGGACCAUGAUCCGCCGCUGGGGAAAUUGCACGACCACGACUUCGAGGGUCAAACAGCUCUAUUACGAGCGGCUGAGGCGCUCAAAGAAGCUGGCAAUUCGGCGUUAGAGGCCAAGCCUGCAGACAGUCAAACGGCGCAUCAGCAUUGCAAGCGCAUUGAGUCAUUUAUCAGCUGGCUUUUGGACAAUGACUGUUCUCUGGAGACCAAUCUCUAUGAUGAGUGGUACGAAGCAGACGAGCAGGAUGAAUCAGACUGUGUUCCGAUGCCGAGAGGAACUGUGCUUGGCGACGCGGUCUCCUACGCAGGUUAUGAAUUGGUAUCGCGACUAAUUGCCAAGGGCGCGGACGUGCACGGCCGCCAGAACUGGACAGGCGGGCCUUUAUUCGAGAUAACACACGCACAUAAUGUAACCGCAUUGCAUAUUGCCGCCCUGUCCUGGAACGUUGAAGCUAUCCGGGCUCUCAUCGAUCAUCGUGGCGAGGUCGAGGCAGCGGAUAUGGUAGUUGGGCUCGAUAGCUACGGCCGGCACCCUCUCCACUGGGCCUUGACCGGUAUUUCAAGCAAUUAUGCCGACUCAGCCAACUCAGAUGACAUAUCGUCACGGAUGAACGGCACUCUUAAAUUGCUCCUAGAUAUCAAACCAGAUUCUGUUUACACGCGUGAGCGGCAUGGCGCCACUGUCUUCCAUUACGCUCUCCACAACAACACGGGUCAUGGGGCGAAUAUUGGGGCAAUCAAACUCCUUCUACACACUAAUCAGCUUCCCGACACACUAAACUUCCGGAACAAUGUUGGUGCCAUCGCUCUUGGCGAGGCAUUGGAGCAACAUCAAUUUGUUCCCGGUGAUCUAGAAAUUGUAUCAGAGAUACUAAAGAUCCUGCUCAAAAAUGGAGCCGAUCUACGAGCAUGUGAUAAUCUUGGACGAAAUGUUUUGCAAAAACUAUGCAGCAUUAGUUGGCUGGAAUCUAUCCUUACCUCAUCCGGGGUUGACCGGAUGCUGGAUCAUCUUCAUAUCAACGAAAAAGAUGACUUAGGUUGCACGGCGCUUCACUACCUAGUGAGGCAUCUGGAUCAAGUUGACGCUAUUCGCCACUUCGUGCUUCGUGGUGCAGAUGUUAAUGCUGUCGACCUAAAGGGGAAUACCCCUCUCCAUGAAGCGAUGAAGGGCACAAUAAUCAAGAGAAUGGAAGAACCUGGAAAUCGCGAGGAGAUAAACGAACGUCUCAGGCAAGCACUGCAUUACAAGCGGGAUUUAUCAUUCAAAUCCUGUCAGAUUCUGGCGCCUCCGAAGAAGUGGUCAACGCAGCGGGGGAGACGCCGAAACAAGUACUGGAUGGUGUUGAGGAAGAGCGUGCACGUCGAUUGGCAGCUACGAAUGCAGGCCGUGGAAGAGGUCCGGUAA